AUGGUGUCUAGCGUAACACGGCAAUGGAUUUCGAUACCCAGUGAAUUGAUUGGUUCAAUUCCACGUACAAGUGAAUUACUUGAAGCUCGUAUUCGAUAUGAAAGCGAUCUAAUAACCAUUGAAGAUUUACAUAAAAUAGAAAAAAAAGCAGUGGAGCAAACAGUCAUCGAAUUAGAUCAACUGACCGGAUCGAUGGUCUUGACUGACGGUGAACAAACGAAACCUUCAUUUCUGACCUAUCCAAUUUAUGAUCUCGUUUUUGAACGAUAUACAUUUGAUGAACAAUGUUUUCAAAUUAAAUUUACCGACGGUCAUGUACGAACCCUGCCGCGUCUUAUCAAAGCACCUUUCAAAUAUGCCACCUAUGCCUACAAAUAUUUGGAAGUGGCUAAACGGUUGACCAACAAACCAGUCAAACAAGCUGUUAUUACGGCAUCAGCACUGUCCAUGGUCUAUGCACCGCAUCUACUAAAUAGUGGUCAUAUUGACAAUUAUUCACACGAAGAAUUCCUCAAGGAUUUAACGGAUGAAUGUGAAAGAGAUAUUCGACUUUGUCUCGAAUAUGGAGCACAUGUUGUUCAACUUGAUUUUACAGAAGCUCGCCUGUCACUAAAAGUUGAUCCGAGUGGUCGAUUACUCAAAGAUUUUAUUGCAAUCAAUAAUCGAGUUUUAGAUAGAUUCAAUGCGAAUGAGCAGAAGAAAAUUGGCGUACAUGUUUGUCCCGGUGGCGAUUUAGACUGUUGUCAUUCAUCUGAUAUUGAUUAUACUCUCAUGUUGCCCGAUUUAUUUCAAUUAAACUUAACCAAUUUUUAUCUUCAACUAUCGUCUGAAAAAAAUCGUAUCAAAGUAUUGAAAUGUAUUCAGAAGCAUAUGAAACCGAAUCAUCGUAUUUUCGUCGGUGUUAUCGAUCCCAUUAAUCCGACAAUCGAAUCAGCCGAAAUGAUCCGAGAUCAAAUAUUAGAAGCAGCACAAUUUAUUCCCGUUGAACAACUUGGCACGACUGAUGAUUGUGGCUUCAGCCCAUUUGCCGAUGAUAUAUCCACAUCAAAGGAACUGUGUUAUGAAAAAAUCAAAGCAAGAAUUCAAGGAACUAAGAUGGCUGAACAAAUCUUAAAUACACAAUGA
Molecule: messenger RNA, 1125 nt
Organism: Rotaria sordida
Lineage: Eukaryota; Metazoa; Rotifera; Eurotatoria; Philodinida; Philodinidae
Source: the annotation of a GenBank genome assembly